Mesoplodon densirostris (Blainville's beaked whale) is the source of this 1077-nucleotide messenger RNA. RefSeq names its product MFNG O-fucosylpeptide 3-beta-N-acetylglucosaminyltransferase (gene MFNG). The transcript has 8 exons. Gene Ontology annotation, cellular component: Golgi membrane. Gene Ontology annotation, molecular function: O-fucosylpeptide 3-beta-N-acetylglucosaminyltransferase activity. Bases 1 to 966 code for a protein of 321 amino acids. Gene Ontology annotation, biological process: regulation of Notch signaling pathway; pattern specification process. NCBI's taxonomy places the organism in Eukaryota, Metazoa, Chordata, Mammalia, Artiodactyla, Ziphiidae. The record is from RefSeq and is a predicted model, not a curated record.
AUGCAGUGCCGGCUCCUCCGGGGCCUGGCUGGAGUCCUCCUCACCCUUCUGUGCGUGGGGCUCCUCUCCCUCCGGUAUCACUCAAGCCCAUCCCCGCAGGGCGUGCCGGAGGCCCCCGGGCUGAGCCCGCCGAGCUCUCAGCCCCCGGAGCUGCAGAUGCACGAUGUCUUCAUCGCAGUCAAGACAACCCGGGCCUUCCACCGCUCCCGCCUGGAGCUGCUGCUCGACACGUGGGUCUCCAGGACCAGGGAACAGACGUUCAUCUUCACCGACAGCUUGGAUGAAGGCCUCCAGGAGAGACUGGGGUCCCACCUCGUGGUCACUAACUGCUCUGCGGAGCACAGCCACCCUGCCCUGUCCUGCAAGAUGGCUGCUGAGUUUGAUGCCUUCUUGGCCAGUGGACUGAGGUGGUUCUGUCAUGUGGAUGACGACAACUACCUGAACCCGAGGGCGCUGCUGAAGCUGCUAAAAACCUUCCCGUGGACCCGCGACGUCUACAUCGGCCGGCCCAGCCUGAACCGGCCUAUCCACGCUUCUGAGCCGCAGCCGAACAACCGCACGAGGCUGGUACAGUUCUGGUUUGCCACCGGGGGCGCCGGCUUCUGCAUCAACCGCAAACUGGCUUUGAAGAUGGCCCCAUGGGCCAGUGGCCCCCGCUUCGUGGACACAUCUGCCCUCAUCCGGCUGCCUGACGACUGCACUGUGGGCUACAUCGUCGAGUGCAAGCUGGGCGGCCACCUGCAGCCCAGCCCCCUCUUCCACUCCCACCUGGAGACCCUGCAGCUGCUGGGGGCUGCCCAGCUCCCAAAGCAGGUCACCCUCAGCUACGGCGUCUUUGAGGGGAAACUCAAUGUCAUUAAGCUCCACGGCCCCUUCUCCCCUGAGGAGGACUCCUCCAGGUUCCGCUCCCUCCAUUGUCUCCUCUACCCGGAUACUCCCUGGUGCCCGCAGCUGGUGGCCCGAUGAACCCUGAACCUCCGGGCAAAGGUUGAGCUGAAGCCGUUGGUUGUCCUUAGCCUCCCAGGUGGCCUUGAGGGCCCGUGGCAGUUCCUGUGUGGGCAGCAGUCCCUGGCAGGG